AUGGUAAUUGAAAAGCACAUUGAUCACCCUUACAGCUUUGGCGUGGCCAGGAAACGAGUCUGUCAAGUCAAAGAGAAGGAACAAGGGGGAGAGCCCCUGUUAAUGGACGCACCAUCCAAUUUCUGGGAAGCAUUACCCAUCGACGGUAGCAUAUUUGCUUUGGCUAACAUUACACCAGCCAAACCAGAUGACACUACCACUCUUUUAUCCUUGCCUGUAGAACUCCUCGAACUCAUCGUCGAAUACUGUAACACACGUUCUCUGUUUCCACUUUUGCAGACUAACCGAACUCUGUGCAAUGUGGUCUUGCGGAGACUUUACGCCACCAUCCACCUUCACAUAGAUUACUGUAGCAAAGGGCCAUCACCAAAGCCUUCAGAAGUAACGAAAUUGUGUCGCCUCAACCAACAUCAAGUGAAAGUCCUAAGAGCUCUCACUCAGCAAAGACAGCACCUUAGCUUUCUUCGUCAACUUCAUAUAGUCAAACUUCAGUGGUCACAAACGGACACUGUCGACCGGCUCCACCAACUCUUUCAUUAUGCACUAGACGGGGCUGUAUCUCUUCAACACCUAACAUUUGCCAACUGCGACCCUAUCCCAGACACAGCCUAUAAUGGCCAAUCCCUCUCAGUGCCCACCUAUACUCGCUUUGCAUCACGUCCCAAUGUGCUCCCCUCGGCGAACUCCAGGAGCUUGGAGAGAAAUGGGGGUCAAGUCUGCGUCACUUCCGCUGCAUCAUUCAUGUCCCAAUGGGAGACCCUGACCUAUCAUUUGAAAAAAUUGACGAAUUUGCAUCCAAAUUCCUUCACCUCAACACCCUUCGUUACGGGUACUGUGGAUGUGGCUCAAAUAGCGAACCAACUACCACAGCUGACCAGCGUCACAUUGGAGGAUCAUCGAAGCCGUGUAGGCUAUAACAAGGACGAAGAACGCGAGGCUAUAGAAAGCUUCUACCCUACCACCAAAAAUCCUCCAACAAGGUAUCAAAUGGAUACCUGGUCUGACCUUUGGGAUGCUCUGCCAGCCGACGACAAUCUUUACAGUCUAACCAAUAUCCCACCGGCUAAGCCAGAUGCAACCGUCAACAUUUUCUCGCUGCCCAUCGAACUAUUGCGCACCAUUAUCGAGCUAUGCAACAAUCGCUCUAUACUCGCACUCAUGCGGGUCAACCGUGCUCUCCAUCUCGUGGCAUUGUGGAAGUUUUACGCAAACGUCUACAUUCCGGCCUCCCGUCACGAUACAGUGCUCAGCUUAAUCGAUAAUGAGCUACCAAUCACCGAAGUGAUACCAAAUUUGUUCAAGAAACAGUUUGGAGUAUUAGGAGGC
Messenger RNA from Acaulospora colombiana, 1326 nucleotides. The record is from the annotation of a GenBank genome assembly. NCBI's taxonomy places the organism in Eukaryota, Fungi, Glomeromycota, Glomeromycetes, Diversisporales, Acaulosporaceae.